UCUCUCUCUCUCUCUCUCUCUCUCUCUCUCUCUCCCUCCUUGUUGAGCUCCACUUUCCAACAGUGGCCGUUCCUCUUACCCACCAGCUUCCGAUUAGCUGUGGAGGUUGUGGAAAGGUAGUGGAAAGGUAGUGGAAGUGGAGGAGCCUGGGAGAUUUUGAUAAAAAGGAGUUCUAGCAUUCGAUCUCUGGAAUUCCACGCGUUGCCAACCAAACAUCUUCGCCUGUUUCACUUUCUCUCUGAUUUUGUGCGACUGCAGAAUGACAAGCGGAUGGUUAUUGUGAUCAUUUACUUCCCUGUCUUGGUGAUUUGGAUCUUUUGAUUCGUCGUUAGAGGGUGCUUUUGAUUGACGAUGGCUUCGGAGGGAAUAUUCUCGAUAUCAGUUGCAUCGGUUUUGGAGGAUGUGCUUAAAGAGCACGGGAAGAGGUUCAGCGACCUGGAUUUGGUUUCGAGGAAGGCUGAGGAGGCUGCUGCGAGACGAUAUGAGGUAGCCAGAUGGCUUAGAAAAACGGUGGGUGUGGUUGGUGCCAAGGAUUUGCCAGAGGAGCCUUCAGAAGAGGAAUUCAGGCUUGGGCUGAGAAGCGGUUUGAUCCUUUGUAAUGCCCUGAACAAGGUUCAACCUGCAGCUGUCCCGAAGAUUGUUGCAAGUUCAGGAGAUUCAGUGAUUGUUCCAGAUGGAGCUGCGUUGUCAGCUUACCAAUACUUUGAAAAUGUGAGGAACUUCCUCGUUGCUGUCCAGGAAAUAGGUCUACCCACUUUUGAAGUGUCAGAUUUAGAGCAGGGAGGGAAAAACUCAAGAAUUGUGAACUGCGUUCUGGCUCUUAAAUCCUACGGUGAAUGGAGACAAAUGGGCGGUGGUGGAUCCUGGAGACUUGGUGGGAAUGCUAAGCCGGCUACAUCUGGAAAAGCUUUCAUGAGGAAGAACUUCGAUCCUUUCUCAAGUUCUAUGGCCAGGUCUCAGUCAUUGGAUGACCCAGAAAGCUUUUACACUGAACAAAACUCAAGUCAAGAAUCCCGUGAAAUGCCGUCGUCUUCUUUAAAUGUGCUUGUCCAUGAAAUUCUUUCAGACAAGAAGCCUGAAGAAGUUCCAGCUCUUGUGGAAUCUAUGUUAAACAAAUUUAUGAAAGAGUUUGGGCGGCGCAUUGCAAGCCAAAAUGAGUUGGUAAAAACAGCUAUGAAGGGUUUGCAAGAUGACGGUAAAUCUUUCUCUAAAUUGAAGAUUUCUGUGGAUCCAUCUCCUAUUUCCGAAUUUAAAAAGGAGAAAGAGGUAAUUAAAUGCACAACAAUGAAGGAGAACUUCCAUAGAAACAUGAAACAUGAAGAGGCAACAAAAGAACAGCUUUUGAAGCAGUACUCGAUUAUUGAGCGACAACAAAGAGGUAUUCAGUUCCUUAGACACGAUCUUCAAACAGCUAGAGCUGGUAUGGAGUUCAUGCAAAAGAAAUACCUGGAGGAGCUCAAAAUUAUUGGGAAACAUAUGCACUGCCUUGCUAAUGCUGCAUCUGGCUAUCACAAAGUUAUUGCGGAAAAUAGGAGGCUUUACAAUCAGGUGCAAGAUCUUAAAGGAAGUAUUCGGGUGUAUUGUCGAGUCAGGCCAUUUUUACCUGGGCAAAUGAGUAGCAGCAAUGUUGGCUGCAUUGAUGAUGAAAGCAUUACGAUCAUCACCCCUGCUAAAUAUGGAAAAGAAGGGCGGAGAACUUUUACUUUUAAUAAAGUGUUUGGUCCUGCUGCUUCACAAGAGGAAGUCUUCUCAGAUACUCAACCUUUGAUACGAUCUGUUCUAGAUGGUUACAAUGUUUGCAUAUUUGCUUAUGGUCAGACUGGAUCUGGAAAAACUUUCACAAUGAGUGGAGCCAAAGUAGUAAACGCACAGAAUAUGGGUGUAAAUUAUAGAGCGUUGAGCGAUCUGUUUAACCUUGCAGAAGAGAGAAGAGGCGCAUUCACAUAUAAUAUUGGUGUGCAGAUGAUUGAAAUUUAUAAUGAACAAGUGAGAGAUCUCCUCGUUUGUGAUGGUCUCAAUCGAAGAUUAGAAAUCAGAAAUGGAACACAAAAUGGUGUAAAUGUUCCUGAUGCUAACUUGGUCCCAGUCACUUCAACUUCUAGUGUAAUUGAACUCAUGAACAUUGGGUUGAGGAAUCGUGCUGUUGGUGCGACAGCUUUGAAUGAUCGCAGUAGCCGUUCUCAUAGUUGCCUUACUGUACAUGUUCAAGGAAGGGACUUGACGUCAGGAACUAUUCUCCAUGGAUGCAUGCAUCUAGUAGAUCUUGCAGGUAGUGAAAGGGUUGAAAAGACUGAGGUAACUGGAGAGAGGCUAAAAGAAGCUCAACAUAUAAACAAAUCUCUUUCGGCCUUGGGUGAUGUGAUAUAUGCCCUUGCACAGAACCAUUCUCAUGUACCUUAUAGAAAUAGCAAACUUACACAGUUGCUUCAAGACUCACUUGGAGGGCAAGCUAAAACUUUAAUGUUUGUUCAUAUAAGCCCUGAAAUGGAUGCCAUAGGAGAAACCAUUAGCACACUUAAAUUUGCUGAAAGGGUUUCUAAAGUUGAGCUUGGUGCUGCUCGAAUAAAUAAAGAGAUUGGAGAAUCCAAGGAACUUAAGGAGCAGGUAGGUAGUCUUAGAGCAGCAUUGGCAAAGACGGGGGGAGAAUCAGAGCAGUUUCAAGCUAUUAUCCAAACUGAUCCAUCAACAUUGAAGACUAGAGCAUCAUCUCCUGCCUAUUUGAAUAAACAUGGAGUAGAUUUUCUAAGUUUUGAAAACAGAAACCAUAGACAACCUAUGGAGGAGGUUGGCAACAUAGAGGCACGAAGCAACCCCGGAAGUAAAAAAAAGCCGAGCUUUGACCUCCAAGAUUUGUUGAUGGGAGAAGACAGUCUUCCCUGGUCCAACUCCAGUCCAUUAAAAGCUUGUCGCAACGGAGAAGAUGAUAAAGACGCAAGCUCUGGAGAUUGGGUGGAUAAGGUUAUGGUGAACAAGAAUGAAAAUUCUCUCAGCCAUGGUGACGGCGGAAAUUUCGCAACCCCGCCUGAUUUCUUCUAUCAGAGGUAUGUUUCUGAUAGUUCAUCCUAUCAAGAUCAGCCCUACAGCAGAAGCGGACAUCAAAGGAAAGAUAGUACAGAGUUUGAGAUUCAGAGACAUAGGUUUGAUUCUGUAACCACGGAUGAUUCUGAUGAUCUGGACGUUGCUACAAGUGAUUCCUCAGAAGCUGAUGCAUUGUGGCAAUUCAACCUUCCAAAAUCUGCAUGUAAUAGCAACAGUGGCGGUUCCAAGGUCAAAAAACCACCAACGAAACCAAGUCCGGAUUUCAGGACUCCAACUUAUGCAUAUAUUCCAUCGUCAUCAUCAUCAAAGAAGAUUUCUAGUGGACCAAGUAGAAUAUCAAGGCAACUAAGCUGUGCUGGGCGGGAGGCGAAAAGAACUGCUUCUGGUGGAAAAUUGAGCAGUGGAAAGUAAGGAGCUAUACUGGUUUCCAUUUUUUUUUCUCAUUUUAGGAUCGAUUUUAUUAUUAUUAUUAUUAUUAUAUGAGUGUAAGAGAGGUUUGAGUGCCUUACUCAGUGGAUUGGGGGCAAAACAUGGGUUUGUUUGCUCAUGGUUUUGUUGAUUGGCUUGUUUGAGGGAUGGAUAAUGUCUUGAUAUAUAUAUUUUUUAAAGUUAUUGUUUCUUGAUGUUUAUACUAUCAUGUCAUUACUGUCAAUUGAAAGAAAACUUGAUUCAGGGAAUGAAUAUUUUAA
Messenger RNA from Phalaenopsis equestris, 3728 nucleotides. Its product is annotated as kinesin-like protein KIN-14F. Lineage: Eukaryota; Viridiplantae; Streptophyta; Magnoliopsida; Asparagales; Orchidaceae. The record is from RefSeq and is a predicted model, not a curated record. The transcript has 19 exons. Gene Ontology annotation, biological process: microtubule-based movement. Gene Ontology annotation, molecular function: ATP binding; microtubule binding; microtubule motor activity. Bases 352 to 3450 code for a protein of 1032 amino acids.